GAAUCAUCCGCCCUGUUCUCGAAGCUAGGAAGUUCACUUUUUGGGGCCACCAAUUCACCCCAGAAGGUCGUUACUAACAUCCGUGGAUUCCUUUCCAAUCGGCUGACAGGAGUGUCCAUCCCUGAUACAGGUUGCCAGCUUGGACGCGACGGCGACGACCCGACGACGACGGUACUCCACAUGUGAGCGAGAGACAGACGCGAGUAGGCAGGAAGACGAUCCGCCACGGCAAAAAAGCGAUCCCAAAAGUGAAGGGUUCACUUGCUUGGCACCGAGUCGACCCACAUGGUCACCCACAAUCACCGCCAUUAUAAUUACGCUGGCUACGGUGCCGACAACGGCUACAACGACGACGAGGACGACGGCGGUGACUACGAGCAGGUCAGCCAGCAGGAAACAGCACCCCAAUGAUGCCCGGCUUAGAAAGGUCCAUCAACGUGACACCGCAAAUCGCCGCAGACAGCUAAGAGCAUCGCCAUCGGUGUGGGCUGAGGUCACUCGGAUCUCGAACUGAUCAAACGGGGGCAAAAAGUGGAACGUUAAUCGAUCCCUCGAUCGACCCCACAGCUGCAAAUAGAAACAAAUUAACGGAUUGAGCAAUCGUUCCGUGUGUGAAUAGACUGACAUUAGGAAUACGCGAUGGCGCCGCUACCGAUCAUCAACCUCGAGCCGGCCGAGGUGAAGGAAAUCUUCUGGACCAAAGUGCAGGAACCGACGUCCCAGAGGAAGCUGAUUCUGGUCAUCGUUUCGAUCGCACUGCUGUUAGAUAAUAUGUUGUAUAUGGUGAUCGUGCCGAUCAUUCCGGACUAUCUGCGAUACAUUGGAACAUGGGGACCGGAAGAGCCGGUCAAUGCAAGUGCCCCAACGACUGUGUUUACGCCGCACGCCCACGCCCACAACGGGCAGGACUCCGCAACGGGAGUCCUUUUCGCAUCGAAAGCCAUCGUGCAGCUGAUGGUGAAUCCGUUCUCCGGAGCGUUGAUCGACAGGAUUGGGUACGAUCUGCCGAUGAUGGUCGGUCUGCUGAUCAUGUUCCUCUCGACGAUGGUGUUCGCAUGCGGAAGAAGUUACAGUAUGUUGUUCUUUGCUCGAUCCCUGCAGGGAGUAGGGUCGGCCUUCGCGGACACUUCCGGUUUGGCAAUGAUUGCUGAUCGAUUUACGGAAGAAUCGGAACGUUCCAAGGCGCUGGGUAUAGCGCUGGCGUUCAUCAGCUUCGGGUGUCUGGUGGCGCCACCAUUCGGAGGGGCUUUGUAUCAGUUUGCGGGGAAGGAAGUUCCGUUUAUAAUUCUGGCACUGAUAUCAUUGAUGGAUGGGUUCAUGUUGCUGCUGGUGAUGAAACCAAUUAAGGAGAUAUUGGCCGAACGACAAGAGGUCAAACAGGACACUAUUCCAAUCUGGCGACUGUUGAUCGAUCCGUAUAUUGCGGUUUGUGCAGGGGCGCUCACCAUGUCCAACGUGGCGUUGGCUUUCCUGGAGCCGACAAUUUCGCUGUGGAUGGAGGACACACUAACGAACGACAACUGGAAGAUCGGUAUGGUUUGGCUACCGGCGUUCUUCCCGCACGUAAUCGGUGUGGUGAUAACGGUCAAGAUGGCACGAAAAUACCCGGAAAAACAAUGGCUCAUGGCAGCUGGCGGUCUCGCGCUGGAAGGUUUGUGCUGCUUUGUGAUUCCCUUCAGCUCGUCCUACAUCUUUCUGAUGGUUCCGAUCUGUGGCAUAUGCUUCGGAAUUGCACUCAUCGAUACGGCACUGCUUCCAACGCUCGGAUAUCUGGUGGAUGUCCGAUAUGUAUCCGUCUACGGCAGUAUAUAUGCCAUUGCUGACAUCUCCUACUCGAUAGCGUACGCCGUCGGUCCGAUCAUAGCCGGCGGUGUCGUGGAAGCCAUUGGGUUCACGGCCCUCAACUUUGGCAUAGCGUUUUCCAAUCUACUGUACGCUCCCGUUCUCUACUAUCUGCGUAACAUCUACGAUUUCAAGCACUUCGAAAACGAAGCCAACGUCCUGAUGGGAGAUCCUCCGACCAAAGAGUACCAAACGUACACCAUGCAGGACCAACAGGCGGUGGGAACGGAGUACAAGAAUCAUCUGGAAUACGGCCGCCCGCAGGAUGACGGCGGUUACCAACAACAUCAAGAGACCAACAUCGAUCAGGGGUACUCGCAGAAUGGAAGCUACGACCAGUAUCAACAACAGUCGGGUGGUUAUCAAAACUAUCAGCCCGGCUAUCAGGAACAGGGUGGAGUCUACCAACAGCAGCAGCAGCAGCAAUCAUCGAGACAUCUUCCACAGCAACCGGUGGCCAAUCCGUUCCGGCAGCAGGAGCAACAGCCGCAGCAGCAAGCGCCACCGCAACCACGGAUUUCCAAUCCGUUUAGGCAAGGUUUUUAAAUUGUUCGUUGUGAUUGUUUAUCGUUUCUUUGUUUAUCCUAUGGUGCGUUAGUAUAGUGUUAAGAAUAUUGUUCAGAAUGAGGGAAAGAAUGCGGGACGGUGCGAAAGAAGCGAUAGAGGAAGAAUACAGCUGGGAAAGUGCAGCAAUCUGUUGGAAGAAGUUAUGUUGAGAGAAAUUCUUAUGUUCGUAUAGUCGCUAAGUGUUGAGUUAUCAACUCUGUACCCAAGCUUCUGCUGCAUAUUAACAGUAUCGGAAAUAUUCACACAAGCUAGGAGAAGGCGUAUUCAAAAGGUAUAGACGAAUCUGUACAGAUAUAUUUGAAAUAAAAAGGUUAAGGCACUACCACGUAAGGACCUAGCUCGAUAAGAAGCCUCGCGGGCGUCCCGCUCGCUCGGAACUGCAUCAAUAUCGUAGACAUAUCAAAUCAAGGUUACACACUCUACUCGGGUGCAGGGAUGGCCAGUUUUGGGACGUCCCACGUGAGGCAUUUCAGUUCCAGUAAGCUUUCAGUUGGACUAUCCACGACGUUUUCAUAACAUAAGAUACAACCAAGGUAGAACGAUACAUAUCAGAGCUUCGGCUCGCCUGAAUUUACCAAAGUGAUAUUAUACGAAAAUUAUUACUUUUAAUAUAUAAGUAGGGCAUCACAAAGGAAUCGCCUAGCCGGGACGGGCUCCAUUUAUCGGAGACGGCCGGCGACAACGAUCUCGCUCUAUCCUCUAUACAGUUUUACGUAGCAUUUAAGGAUUAGGGUCUAUACAUAAGAUAAAAACUUAUCAAAUUAUCCGAAGGAUUUACAAACAUUGCAAACAACUAACAGAACAGAACCACGCGAACCGUAAAGUAUAAGUUCAAAGCAGCAGCAGCAGUAGUAACUCGAAUCUUUGUGUAAAUUAUUCCUUUUUUCGGUUCGACCACAAGUGUGUGAAACAAAAGGAAAUACGAUCUCUAAUGAUAUCAAUUAAAAUAGUUAAACUAAAUUACAGGAGCGUUACGGCGCCAGGGCCCUGGCCCCCGGCCCGUCAGCUCCCACAUGUAUUGAAUAUUAUUAUACAGAACAGAUAGUAGCAUAUAUUAAACACAUAAAUAUACAUAUACACAGCUGGAGAUGAUGUAUUUUUUAGGGAAAACACAUUCACGCAAACUGUCCCAUAACAGGAGAAGGAAAAACCAAUUGUGGAGUACUUUGAGAAUAGGCUUUCGUGAGUUUAAAAAAAUCGACGUGUUUAUUUUGCUACUUUUUAUUACUAGAAAUACUGCAGUAGAAUUAUUGAACUUCG
This is a messenger RNA of Armigeres subalbatus, 3669 nucleotides long. It is a transcript of the gene VAChT, whose product is annotated as vesicular acetylcholine transporter. Gene Ontology annotation, molecular function: acetylcholine transmembrane transporter activity; xenobiotic transmembrane transporter activity. Lineage: Eukaryota; Metazoa; Arthropoda; Insecta; Diptera; Culicidae. The record is from RefSeq and is a predicted model, not a curated record. The transcript is spliced from 2 exons. Gene Ontology annotation, biological process: transmembrane transport; xenobiotic transport; chemical synaptic transmission. Gene Ontology annotation, cellular component: terminal bouton; membrane; AP-2 adaptor complex. The coding region runs from base 640 to 2388 and encodes 582 amino acids.